AUGUGCUUGGGUAGCGUCAACGUUAUUCUCACGCCGGAAGAAGUCCUCUUCAGGGGGCUUGUGUUGGUUGGCUUCGAACCGAAACGGCAGAAGUCUGUUCAGCAUAAGAAGAACUUGUCAAGGUUUCGGAUGCACUUUUCGAGCGACCCGUCCGUCUAUUCCGUCCUUCUCAUCAAGCUGCAGGAGACCAAGAACGAGAAGGCCAAUCUCAGCUUCGACAGUGAAGUUGACCCCAGAAUCCACAAGAUCGGUGUUGAUGGCAUGCUGAAAUACUUCUUUAUGUCAAUCUACUUCCUCGCGUGCUACCCAACCGAAGAGCAAGCUGAAGGGCUAUUUGGCUGUAGCGAUCGAACGUGGCGAAACUGGGUCUGGGAGAUUGUCGAGAAGAUUGCGUUGCUGAAGCCUGAAAUCAUUGUCUGGCCGAAGAAAUGGAACAACCCAGACAACCCAGAAGACCCUGAAUCUGCGACAAUUUUCAUUAUCACCGUUGAUGGCACCCACUGCCGCAUUGAGGAGCCAACCCAUGAAGCAUUCUCUGAAAACACCAAGUACUACUCUCACAAGUUCAAGUCUGCAGCUUACGAUUAUGAAGUUGCCUUGUCCAUCUUUGAAGACAGGUGCGUUUGGGUGGCAGGCCCUUACCCUGCUGGGACGCCUGAUAUCACAAUCUUCCGCCACAAGCUGAAGGCUAAGAUUCUUGAGUCUCGAGAGGCAAGUGGCGUCAUGCAUCGGGCCAUUGGUGACAAAGGAUACCGGGGAGAGAGGGGGGUGCUUUCUAUUGUUAGCUCCGCGGAUACGGAUGCAGUGAGAAAGUUUAAAGCUCGUGUUUUGUCCCGGCAGGAAGUCUUCAACAGCCGAUUGAAGUGCUUUGAUGUCUUGGAGGACUGUUUCCGGCACACGGGGCUCCCUGGUCACAAGGGGCCGGCUCGUAACCGUGAGGUCACCGGGUCGGAGGUGAAGCACCAGUUUUGCUUUGACUCCUGCGCCGUCAUUUGCCAAGUAAGUCAAAGCAUUGUUCGUCUCUUCUAUCCUCCGACAUAG
Messenger RNA from Seminavis robusta, 1041 nucleotides. The record is from the annotation of a GenBank genome assembly. NCBI's taxonomy places the organism in Eukaryota, Bacillariophyta, Bacillariophyceae, Naviculales, Naviculaceae.